Schistocerca cancellata (South American locust) is the source of this 1005-nucleotide messenger RNA. RefSeq names its product protein roadkill-like. Gene Ontology annotation, biological process: regulation of proteolysis; proteasome-mediated ubiquitin-dependent protein catabolic process. The record is from RefSeq and is a predicted model, not a curated record. The transcript has 4 exons. Lineage: Eukaryota; Metazoa; Arthropoda; Insecta; Orthoptera; Acrididae. Gene Ontology annotation, molecular function: ubiquitin protein ligase binding. The coding region runs from base 1 to 1005 and encodes 334 amino acids. Gene Ontology annotation, cellular component: cytoplasm.
AUGGUACAAGAUGCAGGAGGUGGUUCUCGGGAGGCCUGGGUGUCCCUGGCUGCCCCCCACACUGGACGCAGCCGGGACCAGCGGCGCCCCCUGUGGUGGGCUGAGGCAGCGCCGGCUGAGUGGCUCUGCCCGUGCUCCGCCUGCUCCCCCAGUCAGCCCCACACACUCUGGACCCCCAACUGCCCUGCAGAGGAGGAAGACUCCGCCUCACGACCACCGCAGCCAGAGGCGCAGUGCAGCGUGCAGUCCCAGUGGCGAGUUGCGACGUUCCAGAGGUCGAGCUCCGUGAUAGCAGCCCAGCACUGCGGCGCUCUACGUCCUCCUGUAGCAGUGAGUGUCGAGCUGAGGGAGACGGAGCGGCCGAGAGGUCAGCGCCUGCACGAGUGGCGGCCGCCCACCGUACUCUCCGCCACACGCGAUAUCCGGCAAACAGCAGACACAGAAUCGUCCACAAUGGAAGCAGUGCAAGAGGUCAGCUUGGGCGCCCUGCUGGACGCUGGGGACGGCGCCGUGGUGACUCUGGUGGCCGGCGACACGCGGCUGGUGGCGCACAGGGCCGUCCUGGCCGCCAGGAGCCCCGUGAUGGCCGCCAUGUUCCGCCACGGCACGCCGGAGGCCAGCAGCGGCCAGCUCGAAGUCCCUGACGUGGAGGGCCCGGUACUGCAAGAGCUGCUGGGCUGCCUCUACACCCUGCAGGCGCCCCAGCUGCCCGGCAUGGCCCACCAGCUGCUGGCCGCCGCUGACAGAUACGGAGUGUCCGUCCUGAAGGCAGAGUGUGAGCAGCAGAUGGCCGCACAGCUGUCCAUCGAGACUGCGGCGGCCACCGCUGUCCUCGCGAUUAGGCACUCUGCUGACAGCCUGAAGCAGGCUGCCGUCGCCUACAUUAAGGCCCACUUGGUGAGUGUGAUGGCCACGCAGGCCUGGGCAGAUGCAAUGCAUAGCCAGCCUGAAGAUUUGAUCGAUGUGUGUCGGCUGGUAUCUGAUCCACCAGUGGAAGGCAGGUGA